UGUUAGUUAUGGUGUUUGGUGGUAGUGGUGGUGUGCGGGUGUUGCGAUAACUGUACUGUACUAUAUAAUUACUUUUCUCGGUUAUGUAUGUACAUACGUACGUACGUAGGGAGGAAUUCCCCUUCUUCCAUCAUAGGAUCUAGUAAGAAAAUUCCUCUUUAAUUUUGACAUUGCUUGUGAGCGGGAAAUCGUUGGAUCGAAUUACUUAAUGAUAUGUUCAACAACAAGACGCGCACUGUUCGUGAAUGCCUUCAAUUUAGCGUUCUCGUCCGCCAGAGUCAAUCUGUACCGAAGCAGGAGAAAUUCGCCUAUCUCGAGUUUAUAAUCGAAAUGCUGAUCGUGGAAGGGAAUAUAGUAAGUACACUGUACUUAGUUCUCUGGUCAUAUAAAAAAAAAAAAUAAGAGCUACUUUACAAUCCAAGAUUCAGCUCUCAACGGAAGGAUACGUUUUUUUGGGUUUAAUUUUAUUCUUCCAGUCGACUAUUCUACUUGUCUGCUGCUUCUUGUACUAGAAGCUUGGAUAGCUGCAUUUCUCACCUGUAAUUCCUUCAUCGUCUGUUAUGGAGACGACGGCCACUAUUGUUCUGACGCCAGGAGAAAGGGGUUAGACUAGGGAUAUUGCUUACAGAUUCAAAGUCAC
Messenger RNA from Paecilomyces variotii, 640 nucleotides. RefSeq lists its product as hypothetical. The transcript has 2 exons. NCBI's taxonomy places the organism in Eukaryota, Fungi, Ascomycota, Eurotiomycetes, Eurotiales, Thermoascaceae. The record is from RefSeq and is a predicted model, not a curated record. Bases 214 to 402 code for a protein of 62 amino acids.